Perca fluviatilis (European perch) is the source of this 1981-nucleotide messenger RNA. Its product is annotated as low affinity immunoglobulin gamma Fc region receptor II-like. The record is from RefSeq and is a predicted model, not a curated record. The coding region runs from base 984 to 1784 and encodes 266 amino acids. Gene Ontology annotation, biological process: cell surface receptor signaling pathway. The transcript is spliced from 8 exons. NCBI's taxonomy places the organism in Eukaryota, Metazoa, Chordata, Actinopteri, Perciformes, Percidae. Gene Ontology annotation, molecular function: transmembrane signaling receptor activity.
ACCAUCCACCAUGUUUCCAGGUCCGAUGAAGGCCUCUACAAGUGCAACAUCAGCAGUGUUGGAGAGUCUCCACCCAGCUGGAUCUCUGUCACAGGUGAGGAGGUUACCUUUGAUUUCAGGAGUUCAUUCAUCCAGAUAUUCACCUGACAGCUGAUUCUCUCUACAGAGAAACCUACGACCACAAGACCUCCUAUGACCACAAGGUCUCCUAUGACCACAAGCCGAUCUCCGUGCACGCCACCGCCCCCUGACACCUCAGCUCCACCCCUGACCUCAGACCACUUCCCUCUUAUGUUCAGACUGGUCUGCCACCUGGUGGUGUUCUGUCCGUUCUGCAUCUCCACUUUCAUCAUGGGGUCUUUAUAUCGACACAGGACCAGAGGUAACACUCUCAACUCUACUGGUGCUGAUGGAACAGAAUACAAGGCUACAUAAAGUACCAAUCAAGCCUACCUGUUGCCAUGGUGAUGACCUCGCCCACCCAGGCUGAGGAGGGAUUGAAUGAUGAAUAUGAGAGCAUCACCAGAGAGCAUCACUUCUGAACUGAUCUGAAAAAAAAACUGAAAUCUCCGUAGAUCAGAAACAGUUCCCCAGGCUGUCUUGAUAUAAUUAUGAUUUAUACAUAUUCAAUAUGAAAUAAUUGCUUUAAGUUUGAAUUGCUCCUUUACUGCCAGCCACAGCUAUCUCUGUAAUCCAGAAUAUUUUAUAUUAUAACAAUAAAGCUGUUUUUCCCGUUGUUUUUCAUGAAAUUGAUCUGCAUUAUUUUCUGUCUUUUACAGGGUUUGUAUUUCAGUUCUCAGUUCAGUCAGUGUCUUUAACGUCAGCUCCCUAUCACUGCUGAGAGUGGGAAUGAGGCGCUCAUUGUAAAAAUGAGUUUGGAUGAAAGCAUCACAUCAUGUGUGCCGAGGAAACCACAACACUGAGCCACAGUCACAGAGGAAGGAGGAGGGCAUAGUGUAGACAUCAUUUCACCAACUGUUAGGAUGGAGGAAACAUCUCUACUGUGGCUACUCUUUCUGACCUCACUGCUGAGCAGCAGAACAAACCAAGCCUCUCUGACUGUGAGUCCGAGCAGCUCUCAGAUGUUUGAAGAACAGUCUGUCUCUCUGAGCUGUGAGAACGACGACAGCUCUGCUGGAUGGACUCUGAGGAGGAACAUUAGUUAUGAAACCAGGACUCGGUGUGGAUAUGGCUGGGGACACCUUGCUGGUUCUAUCUGUAACAUCAGCCCCAUGGUCCCAUGGUACAGUGGCGUUUACUGGUGUGAGUCCAGAGAGGGAGCAACCAGUAACAGCAUCACCAUCACUGUCACUGAUGGACCAGUGAUCCUGCAGAGUCCUGUCCUCCCUGUGAUGGAGGGAGAAGACCUCACUCUGACCUGUAAAACAAAGACGUCCUCCAACCUCCCAGCUGGUUUCUAUAAAGAUGACUCCUUCAUCAGGAGUGAGCCUGCAGGUCACAUGACCAUCCACCAUGUUUCCAGGUCUGAUGAAGGCCUCUAUAAGUGUCUCAUCAGCAGUGUUGGAGAGUCUCCAUCCAGCUGGGUCUCUGUCACAGAGAAACCAAUGACCACAAGACCCCUCCACCUUGUGUUCAGACUGGUCUGCCACCUGGUGGUGUUCUGUCCGUUCUGCAUCUCUACUUUCAUCAUGGUGUCUUUAUAUCGACACAGGGCCAAAGGAAAAUUCCUGCCUGUCGUCGUGGUUCCCAUCCGGGCUGAGGAUGGAAUGGAUGAAGACUAUGAUGAUGUCAUCACCGCUGCCACCACGGAGCAUCAGUUCUGAACUGAUCUGAAAAUAAGUUCAAAUAUAUAGAGUCCAAAAUCAGAUACAGAACGCUUACUAAAUUCUAGCUUUCCAGCAACCCAGAGUCUGGUUGGUUCUGGUAACUCACCAUUGGCAGGGUUGAGCCCUGCCAAUGGUGAGUUACAGGAUAAAGGGGCGGGAUAAACAGUUGUCUUUCAAAUUCCCUCUGCACACAA